GACAGCGACGGCAUCGCAGCUGACCGCGCCGCCGCUCCGCACCUCGCACAGUACUGCGCCGCGCCGCGCUACGCCACCACACUCCACACUGCGCGACUACCCGCGCCGACUUCCGAGCAGCCUGCACGCCUGUGGCGACCGGACAUGAAGGGCUGGUUCGACGCCUUCAGGAGCGAUGGCGGGCCCACCCUGUACAGCCAGAGCAACCGGACAUCCGUCACGGGUGACGUCACCACGGUCACGGUCUGCCUCGUCUUCUUCACCGUCUUCCUCGCUUUCCUCAUCAUCUUUCCCGGCGUGCGCAAAGAGAGAUUCACCACUUUCACCAGCGUGACGCUCAGUCUGUUCGUCGGGACUGUCAUCCUAGUGGCUAAGUACGGCUCCUGCUGGCACGUGGCUUCCGCCAACAUCGUCAGCAGCUACCGCGCCUUCUCCAAGGAGAAGAUGGCGGUCACGAUCGGCGCCUACAUAGGCCUCGAGCACGUCAACGUCACCCUCACCGCGACCGGCGGGGGCAACGGGACGCAAGACAUCGACUUCAACGAGCGCUUCCGGUGGGGGGGCCCCGGCGAGAUGGGCGACAGCUACCGCGAGGCGCUGGUGCGCGGCCUGCCCUUCCCCAUCCUGACGGUGGCCGAGUACCUCAGCCUGGGCCAGGAGGGCUUCGCCUGGGGCGGCCGCUACCGCGCCGCCGGCUACUACGGGUCCGUCUUCCUCUGGGCGGCGCUGGCGUCGUGGGUGAUGAUGAACCUGCUGCUGGUGGUGGUCCCGCGGUACGGCGCCUACGCCAUGACGGUGACGGGCGUCCUGAUGGCCGCGUCGGCGCUCACCUACUGGCUGCUGCUGCCCGCCGCCCCCCUCUGCGUGCAGUUCGAGGCGGGCGCGCUGCACUUCGAGUUUGGGUGGUGCUUCUGGGUGGUCAUCAUCGCCGGUGCACUCUGUGCUUUGUCUGGGAUCGCCAUUGCCACAGUCGACAUGGUGUUCCCACAUCGCUUCUCCACUAUCCUCGAAGUGGAUUACGACACGCCGUACGACCGUCACAUCAUUAUCGAGGAAAGUCACGACCGUAAAAACGCCGCGGCCGGGCACCGCCUCGAAGCGCCGCCAGGAGCGGGUCUUGGAACGAGGAUUCUCAGGCGGCUGUCGAAGCGCGAGCGCCUGGAGGAGCGCCGGGGCGUGGACAACGAGGGCUUCGAGAUGGACCCGCCCAAGUCGCCGUGGCGCUACCCUUUCCCGAGGCCCGGCCCCCCACGCGCGGACCUGCCACCGCCCUUCCGCAGGACUAUCUCGCAGGACUCUGCCGCCAGCUCGAGCGGCGCCUCCAGCCUGGGGCUGUCCUUCCUGCAGCGCGAGUGCGCCGCCGCCGCCGCCGCCGCCGCUGCCGCCCCCGCAACCACAGCCCCCGCUGCUGCCGCCCCCGCCGCCUCUGCGACGAGUGCCGCCGUCCAGACGGACCCCUUGCCUGUCGUCAGAUAACGCACUCGCCACCGCCCAGCCGACUCUCCGCGAACUGUUCACUCUCUGAGGGGUCACCACGUCUCAUCGGAACCUAGAAGCGCGGGGACAGUUCCCCGAAAGUAGGUAGAUCUCACUAGGAUAUACCAAAAAAACUCGUAGAUGUAGUGCUCGCCGCGUCGCGAGGUACGCGUCGAGUCGCGAUCGACUUGUCCCACCUCACCGACAGGUCCGCAGGAAGUGUGGAAACUUCCCUGUUCGCACCUGUCUGAGGGCAGGUCGUCAGAUGAAACUGGAAGAAAUCCAAAGAACCAGUAAACAGUUUAGAGGAAAUGACAAUGCUCGAUGCUCUUCAUCUCGAUGAAGUGUCAAUAUCGACAAGUCUACUUUUAUAUCCGACAAAUACUGGGUGCAUUGAGCUGUCUAGUGGCCCCUUUCAGCAUUGCCAGUGCUAACAGAACACUUGCCAGGCAGUUCCUUUAUGCUGCAGACUGCUUUAUGCUUUGUUCUGCUAAAGUAAACCUACAGUACGUUAGAGUUAUCAUAAAUUAUGAACUGAGGAUAUUUGCAUGACCUGUAUUAUCUCCUACACAUUAUCGUAAAGUAUUUGUAAUCUUUAACAUUUUAGUCAUGUUUUGAAUGAUAUAGUGUAGCUGUACUAGGUGAUAAGGUAUCAUCUAAAAACUCCAACUGCUGAAUCUCUUGUUUAAAAGAACUAUUCAGUGCAAGGACAAACAAUAGUUUGUAGGGGAGACUAGAAUUGGGAUGUGAAGUAUUUUUAAUAUUUUGGAAGACAAAUGGAGACUUGUAAGUAGCCAUAAUAAAUUUUUGUUUCUGACCCUGUUAAAAACCAGCAUAAUACCAACUUCUAAUCAUUUUCUUAAAAGAAAAACAUACUGUACUAUAUUUUUUUCUGGUUCCUGAGAACUGGGUGGGGAGGCCGGUUAGCCCCCCUCCUCCUCUUACUGCUGGUCAUUGCUGCCCUUCAUACAGUGAUAUACUAUACAGGAUCUCUCCAAUCUGAAUUUUAAUGGCUUGUAGGUGUACUCCAGUCAUAUGAAUUCCCCCCCCCCCCCCUCCCCCACAAUCUUGUUGAUCUAAAUCACAGUUGUUCUUCCUGAUUCCUUGAGAUUUUUUACUUUCAUUCUACUCCAUUUCCCCCAUUUCAUUCAUCAAAUCAGACUUUGUGUCUCAUAAUAAUCACAUGCAGAUUUUACAGCUAUUUCCUAAUCUUCAUAUUUUUCUUACUCUUUCACAUAACAUGUCUGUGCUCUGUAUUAAUGUACAUUGUGGUGCUUAUCAGUCCCCAUGGGAUUACUCACCCACAUAAGUACUCAGCAAAGUACUGAAUACUCCAUAUGGAGCCGUUACAAUUUGUGCACUAAAUAUGAGAAAUAUUUAUUUCAUUCAACAGCAUUGGAGCAAACACUUAAAUUCUUAUAUGUAUAUUCAGUUGUCAUUUUCUUUGGGGAGCAAUGUAUUUGCAGCUACUGAGGCCUGAAAACCCCAUCUUAAAUAGCAGAUUCUGAUAUGGUUUUAAUUCGUGACUGAACUGGAAACUUAAUUACCACCGGUGCAAUAAAAAGAGGACCCUUCAUAAGUAACCAUAAAGCUGAUCAGUCAUAAAUUUCUUCCAUAAAGUACUCAAAAUAUUAAUUUUGAAGCUGAUCUAAGGUGUUUAUUGCAUUUCUUUGCACUCCUUUCAGAUGUGUAUAAGCUGCAUUCAUUCUGACAAGCUAAUGACAUCACAGUUAGUGAAAAAAUGGAAACUGUUUAUCAAACAUUUGUAGCACACUGACAAACUGGCCACUAGGCAGGUCAAACGGAUGUUUGCCAGUUUAUAAUUUUACUUCUUAAUCAGUAAUAUUUUCCAAAGUUAUUAUGAUAACAUGGAGUUCUAGUACACAUGAGGUUAAUUGCAAGCUGUAAAUACACAUUCAUGACAUUUUUUUAACACCUUGGCAUGGUGAGGUGGCAGUGUAUCAUUUGGAUGGAUGUGUUCCUACAUUUAUGUACUCCAUAUAUUUCUAUAGUCCAUCUGCUGCUUGUCUGUUUUAUCAUUAUUUGAAGAAUGUAAUCUUUCAAUGUUACAAAAUUUUUUUUAUUAUCAUCUAUGAGGAAUAGAGAUUUAUGUAUUACUUUGCAUUUUAGUUGCCCUAUAAAAUCAUGUAACAUUUAUUUUUGUUUCUUAAAAGUUUAUCACAUAUGAAAGUCUAACUGAAGGUCACUUCCAGGCCUUAAUUAUUAGUUCUUUAUAUUUUUUAUGCUUUCAGUCUUCUUCAUAAACAAAAAUUAUUUUGUAAAAAGCAAGUUACAUACUUUUUUUAAUAAUCCAUGGCACUUGAAUGUCUGUGGUUUCCUAUGGCUGUAUGCUUAAUUUAUUAUUUUAUUUAGCUGUAUACUAUAGUGAGAAAAUAAGUAAAGUCAAGUGUGAUAUUGUAUGGCACGUAGAGUACCUGUAACGCUUGUUACAUAAUUUUUUCAACUCUUUCAUUUUCUGCAUCUAAAUUAUGUUUCUACAUUGACAUACACAUCCUUUCCAUAUUUAUAGCCUUGUGUUGCAAGAAGUGACAGAAUAAUACUGCUUGUUAGAACACUCAAUCAUGGAGAAUUUAGCAAAUGAAAUAAUGCAACUGCUUGUAAAAUAAAUUUAGUAAAUAAUUUGAAGGAAAAUCAUAAAAUCAGAAAUGUAAUGGCAUACCCUGUAGGCCUAUCAUAUAGCUUCCAUAUUCAUAUUUAAUUAUAUGGAUGAUAACAAUUAGCCCAUUUAGCUACAAGAGGGAGACUGGGUAGUAUCUGUAUCUCAAGUGGAAAAAGAUUUUGUUACUACAUUACAAUAGACAUAUGGUGAUCUAUGAGGGAUCUUGGUUAAAUUUGAGAGACAUAUAGUUGAAAACAAUUGCCCUAGUAUACAUGUCUUCUAUUGAAAAUACAAAAUUUGGGAGUUCAGCAAAAAUUGUCAUUUGUGAUGGAUAUACGCUGAUAUAACAUGGUGUCACUAAAAAUGUAACAAUAUAUGCAAUUCCUCUGAAAUUGGUUCUACAACCAAUCGUAAUAGAAAUGUUCAUUAUGUUUUGUGGUGACCUCAUUCAAGUUUAUGACUGUUUCCCAUGACCAGAUAUAUAAACUCUUUUUAUUUAAAAAAUCAUAGCUUUCCUUAGCAGCUAUUGUGAUGAUUGCAAUUACAUUUGAUAGUUGAGAACAUAUUUAUUAUACCUUGAAAAAGCUGUAACAUUCAAAUAAAUGAUUUAUUUGUGAUAGCCAACAAUUAUUUAACAGAUUAGAUGUUAAAAUUACAAAAUACCAAAUAGGUACUUCAUUUUAGAUGAUAUAAAUAUUAUUAAUAUUGAGAAUAAAUGAUUCAGUGCAAUAUAAUGAUACUAUUGUAGAUACUGUGAAUGCUGAUACAACAUACCAUAAUAUCUUCAUGGUAUGUCUGUAUAGAGCAUGAGAAAACUUUACUAUUUGUCUUUAUAAGCAAGUGAAAUGAGGUGUAUUGGUCUGGUAUGUGAGACUGACGACUUCAUGAUCUGAAGGACUGGGCUAAUGCUCUGCUCAUGUGAUGGAAAUUUUAUCAAAUGAAAAUCAAUAAUUAGCUUUGUGAUAUUAUCAUGUAAUCUUUCUACUUAACAAAUGGUUUUCUUUUAUUAGCUGACAUUUUAUGUUAAUCUCUCUUUCAUGUAGUUCUGUUGUUACAUGACAUCACUGAUCACUGUAAACUUAUAAAUAUGUGAAUAUUUUAUUAGUUUUCUGUUUGUAAAUUUUGUUUAUAUGUAAAAAUGACUACAAUGUAAUCUGGUGUUCCUAUUUGUAUAAAAUGAAUAUGAAAGUGUGAUUUUGAUGCUAAUUGGCAUCAGUUUAGUGUAAUAUUUGAUAAUCUAUAAAUUGUACACAAUAGAAUAAAUAUUGUUCAUGUGGAGUGUUUGAA
Messenger RNA from Schistocerca americana (American grasshopper), 5383 nucleotides. Its product is annotated as dual oxidase maturation factor 2-like. Lineage: Eukaryota; Metazoa; Arthropoda; Insecta; Orthoptera; Acrididae. The record is from RefSeq and is a predicted model, not a curated record. Gene Ontology annotation, biological process: protein transport. Bases 145 to 1476 code for a protein of 443 amino acids. Gene Ontology annotation, cellular component: endoplasmic reticulum membrane. The transcript is spliced from 8 exons.